AUGCAGCCUGCUUCUGCAAAAUGGUACGAUCGAAGGGACUAUGUCUUUCUUGAAUUUUGUGUUGAAGACAGUAAAGAUGUUAAUGUAAAUUUUGAGAAAUCAAAACUUACCUUCAGUUGCCUUGGGGGAAGUGAUAAUUUUAAACAUUUAAAUGAAAUUGAUCUUUUUCAUUGUAUUGAUCCAAAUGAUUCUAAGCAUAAAAGAAUGGACAGAUCAAUCUUAUGUUGUUUACGAAAAGGUGAAUCUGGUCAGUCAUGGCCAAGGUUAACAAAAGAAAGAGCCAAGCUUAAUUGGCUUAGUGUGGACUUCAAUAAUUGGAAAGACUGGGAGGAUGAUUCUGAUGAAGAUAUGUCAAAUUUUGACCGUUUCUCUGAGAUGAUGAACAACAUGGGUGGUGAUGAGGAUGUAGAUUUACCAGAAGUAGAUGGAGCAGAUGAUGACUCACAAGACAGUGAUGAUGAAAAAAUGCCAGAUGUGGAGUAA
Elephantulus edwardii (Cape elephant shrew) is the source of this 483-nucleotide messenger RNA. Its product is annotated as prostaglandin E synthase 3-like. NCBI's taxonomy places the organism in Eukaryota, Metazoa, Chordata, Mammalia, Macroscelidea, Macroscelididae. Gene Ontology annotation, molecular function: protein-folding chaperone binding; prostaglandin-E synthase activity; Hsp90 protein binding. The record is from RefSeq and is a predicted model, not a curated record. Bases 1 to 483 code for a protein of 160 amino acids. Gene Ontology annotation, biological process: telomere maintenance via telomerase; prostaglandin biosynthetic process; telomerase holoenzyme complex assembly. Gene Ontology annotation, cellular component: nucleus; cytosol. The transcript has a single exon.